This is a messenger RNA of Dimorphilus gyrociliatus, 1892 nucleotides long. Lineage: Eukaryota; Metazoa; Annelida; Polychaeta; Dinophilidae. The record is from the annotation of a GenBank genome assembly.
AGAUGGCUCUGUUGUCCUGAUCUUACUAUGACUAACUGUAUUCAAAGCCUUCAUUUUUUUUAAUUAUUCGAUACUAAAUCAAUCUGCAUCGGUCGAUUUUAACAUGUUCAGUUGAAAUUUAAAUGCAUAUUCAAGUUAUGCGCUGAUUUCUACCUAUUUUGAAGGCGAUGGCUAAGAACAAUUUUAAUGAAAAUAGUAGACCGUCUGUGAAUGAAGUCAGGAGACAAUUUGGAAUUCAUGAAGAUAGACAAUUGGCCCAUAAAUUACAAGAAAACGAAUUCAAUGAAAAAUAUGAUUUUAACCGUUUCGAGAGAAGAAAUUCAAGAAAAGACGUUCCAAUGGCAAAGUAUGUUCAUUCGAAAGAAGAGGAAAGAAUUCAAAAAGAACGUUAUGAACAUCUAAUGCGCCAAAAGCAAGUUGCUGAAGCUGAUGAAAAAUUAGCUAAAAAGCUCGCUGAAGAUGAAAUACGUGAGCGGAAAAUGAAACAACAGAGACAGAGCAUGAUAGAAAUUGAUGAUAUGCAAUUUGCGAAACAAUUACAAGAUAUGGAGGAGCAACAGGCAAAACUCGCUACCCAAGAGAAAGAAUUAACUAGGGAACGUAAGAGACUGGAAAAUGUCCUUAAUUACGAGAUAAAUACUUUAAGAAAUUAUCGAAAAGAGGGCAGACCUUCUCGUUCCAUUGAAGAGAAUAUGCACAAUAUGAGCAUCUCUUCUGCCAAUGGAAAUUCAAAGCUAUUGAGGCAAGAUGGUAAAGUGGAGGACCUUGGAGAUUUUUCAGAUUUUUGUGCUCCUAUCGAUCCAUUAUUGAGUGAAGAGGAGAGGAGGGAAAUUCAAGAGCAACAAGAUCAGGAAUUGGCCAGAUUACUACAAGAUCAGGAACACAAAAGGGGAGCUGACAUUAAAUUGAAGAUGAGAGAAUUAGAACAGAAAGACUUAGAAAUUGCAAAACUAUUUCAAGAGCAAGAGAGGCUGAGGAGUCGAAGGAAAAGAAUUCAUAGACAACAAAUUAAAAAGCUGAAAGCUGGUCAAUCCACUACUUUGAACAAUGAAUCGAAUUCAUCAAGUUCAAUGCUUGAUAUCGGUUCUGUUACUUUUGGGGGAGAAGCUAGCAAAUCUCAUCGACCAAUACCACCUUCAUACGAGGAACAUGUUCGCCGUCACGGAGCGAAGCCUUUGCCUUCCUCUCCUAUUUACGAAAAUCAGGCUGUCUUUGAUAACAGUCAAUCUGAGUCUUCUCCUGAAGCGAUUAGAGAAAUGGGAUCGGAUGAAGAAGUUCCUGAAAUGAUCUCUCAAUGGGAACGAGCUAACUCACCAAAGCGACCAAUGAGUGAGUUGGAUCGUGCUAGAAUGUUAUUUAGCUCGGAAUCAGCUGAAGAAGUUAAAGGAGAUGUCAGAAAAAAAGACAGACGAUCUAGAGAAAAUACCAAACAAUUAUACUCAAAGCCGGGUAAAGAUAGACCCAUCAGUGUAGCUAUUGGCGCAUCGGGUCAUUACGAAGAGUUUCCAUAUCGUGAGAAUGAUUUAGGAAAGGGUAAACGAUCCAAGUCUUCUGAUCGAUUGGAUAAAGCAAGAUCCAGAGCUCCCAUUACCGUAAACCGAUUAGAAUUGGACAACGGAACUCUUGAUGACAAUCUUCUUAGCGAUAACAGAAAAUCCCACCGUCCACUUCCACAAGCUCAAAGGUUACCCCAAACGAGUACCAACGUCUUUUCAAGUAUAGAUCCUACAUAUCGUCGCCAGCAUUCAGUCGAGCAGGUUUCGACAGAAAUGGAUGAAGAGAAUCUUUAUAGUGAACUCAUGACUCCUCCAUCAUCUCCUGGUUAUGUGCAGAAUGAUAAAAGAACUUCGGAACAAGCUAAAAAGAAUAACUCAAAUUGCAAACAGCAAUAG